AUGUGGACAGCGUGGUUUGUGGCUGCUCUGUCCAUAGCAGCUGUAUGUGGCGCCGAGAAAGAGACGAACACUGUCCUCAGGGUUACCAAAGACGUGCUGAGCAAUGCCAUUUCGGGCACCCUGCAGCAGAGCGAUGCUCUCCGCACGGCCCUGAGAGAGGUGCCCAUGGGUGUUGGUGGCGUUCGCUACAAUGACUUCCACAUCCGAGAUCCCCCCCCAAAAUAUACCAAUGGCAAACAGCUUGGUGGUAAUUACAAAUAUGGUCACAUCGAGACCAACGACAACACCGCUCAGCUGGGUGGCAAGUACCGAUACGGUGAGAUCCUUGAGUCUGAUGGAAGCGUCAGGGACCUCCGAAAUGGCGAGAGUUCAUAUGGUGGCCACAGGGGCCGUGGGCGGUAUAGGUCAGCUAAAGAUUCCGCAACGGUGGGCAGGCUUCACCGGAGAGAGCUACGUCCUGGAGAACUUCCACCUGGUGUGGCCACCGGGGCACUGGGCCCUGGUGGCUUGCUGGGCACUGGCGGCAUGCUGGCAGCGGAUGGCAUCUUGUCGGGUCAAGGUGGCCUGCUCGGCGGAGGUGGUCUCCUUGGAGAUGGAGGACUUCUCGGAGGAGGAGGCGUUCUGGGUGUGCUUGGCGAGGGCGGCAUUCUCAGCACCGUACAAGGCAUCACAGGGCUGCGCAUCAUGGAGUUGACGCUUCCCCGGGUGUCCGUGCGGCUGCUGCCCGGUGUAGGUGUCUACCUGAGCCUGUACACCCGUGUGGCCAUCAACGGGAAGAGUCUUAUUGGCUUCCUGGACAUCGCAGUGGAGGUGAACAUCACAGCCAAGGUCCGGCUGACCAUGGACCGCACGGGCUACCCCAGGCUGGUUAUUGAGCGAUGUGACACCCUCCUGGGGGGCAUCAAGGUCAAGCUGCUUCGAGGGCUUCUCCCUAACCUCGUGGACAACUUAGUGAACAGAGUGCUGGCCAACGUUCUCCCUGACUUGCUCUGCCCCAUCGUGGACGUGGUGCUGGGACUUGUCAACGACCAGCUGGGUCUUGUGGACUCUCUGAUUCCUCUGGGGAUAUUAGGAAGUGUCCAGUAUACCUUCUCCAGCCUUCCACUUGUGACCGGGGAAUUCCUGGAGAUAGACCUCAACUCUCUGGUUGGGGAGGCUGGAGGAGAUCUCAUCGAUUAUCCACUGGGGCGGCCAGCUGUGAACCCCAGGCAAAAGAUGCCACAAUUGCCCCCCAUGGGUGACAACACAAACUCCCAGCUGGCCAUUUCUGCCAACUUCCUGGGCUCAGUGCUGACUCUCCUGCAGAAGCAAGGGGCACUGGAUAUUGACAUCACCGAUGGCACAUUUGAAGAGCUGCCUCCACUCACCACUUCCACGCUGGGAGCCCUGAUCCCCAAGGUGUUCCAGCAGUACCCCGAUAACCGCCCACUCACCAUCAGGAUCCAGGUGCCCAAUCCGCCCUCAGUGACGCUGCAGAAAGACGAGGCGGUGGUGAAGGUGUUCGCCACCGCCGAGGUCACAGUCUCCCAGCCCAAUGAUGUCGAGACCACCAUCUGCCUCAUCGAGGUGGAUGCAGAACUCUUGGCCAUGUUUUCUGUGGAAGGAGAUAAACUCAUGAUUGAUGCCAAACUGGACAAGACCAACCUCAACCUCAAAACCUCAAAUGUGGGCAAUUUUGAUGUUGGCAUCAUGGAGAUGCUGGUUGGGAAGAUCUUCGACCUGGCGUUUAUGCCCGCGAUGAAUGCCAUGCUGGGCUCUGGGGUCCCUCUCCCCAAAAUCCUCAACAUUGACUUCAGCAAUGCAGACAUCGACGUCUUGGAGGACCUUCUGGUGCUGAGUGCUUGA
Talpa occidentalis (Iberian mole) is the source of this 1845-nucleotide messenger RNA. RefSeq names its product BPI fold containing family B member 4 (gene BPIFB4). The transcript has 16 exons. Bases 1 to 1845 code for a protein of 614 amino acids. Gene Ontology annotation, molecular function: lipid binding. Lineage: Eukaryota; Metazoa; Chordata; Mammalia; Eulipotyphla; Talpidae. The record is from RefSeq and is a predicted model, not a curated record.